AUGCGUUACGAAGAUUGGGACAUUCUUCUCUUCCCACAAAACUGCAAGGUACCAGUCAAGGAGUUCAAAGUGGCUUGCCAUGUUGUCCAUGAUCCAGAAUCCCCUCAUCUUGGGGGCACGUUCGGCCUGCCAACGGUUUGUUGUUUUGUUCCGAGUCUUCCGACGGGAACCCCCUUUCGGGUGUCCAUCCACUCCUGGAAUGCGCCGGUCGUGAGUAAAUUCACCAACUCAUACAGCAAAUUCCCGGAGAACGUGAAGUUUGAGGCCCGGCUGUUCAUUGACGGAAGACUCGUAGCAUCUACUGCGCUCGACAGAGAGAGUCUCUGGCCACAUAUUGUAGCACACAGUUUUGACUUCUCUAAAAGUGGCGACCUGGAACCACUCAGCUUCCCUGGGUUUCGAGAAGAGCUGCUCCAGCAAAACUUCUGGAGCCCGGCUGACGAUCUUGGCCGUAUCAAAUUAGUGCUGAGCGAAGGAUUUCCCCGCGAUUCCAUUACCACACCAUUUGAAAGAGUGAAGAAUGUUGUGGCCUUUUCAUUCCAGCACGCCCCAUUAGAAGUUCUAGAGAGCUCUUCUAUUGCUUGGCCGAAUCCUUCCAUGUGGCGAAGAGCGCCGUUUGCUGCCUCUAUGCAAGUCCCCACGCUUCAACCGGACGACUCCGAGUCCCAUGCUCAUUCACCUCAACGGCGAGGAAGUAGCUCCGACAAGUUGAGCUAUGCCACGAAUUCAUUUCAAAGUACUGGAACGAACUCUGUACUUAUGCCUGGGGGGCGACGAGUAACACACCCUGUGUACGGACCAUGCUUUUAUCCUACACAAAAUGGGUUGGAUCCAUUUGGCAACGCCGGCUCAUAUUUCGAAUGGCUGAAUUGUAUGGACAUAGGCAUGACCGCGGCCGCCGGGGAUAAUCACUUCAACCCGAACCACAGCUCUGUUGCACAGAGAAGUACAAGAAGAACUAGCACUGAUGUCAGCAUGCCAGACUACGUCCCUGCGAAGUCUGACAGCCAAUGUGUGGAACAGCAACUGGCCCCAGAACCUUUUCCCGGUGAGGAUGGGAGGCAAAGCGAACAGUCUAAAGCCCCUAUCAACGCGCCGUCCGCCGACGUUGAACACAAGAGAGAGGGGGCUGCGUUUCCGGUCCCCACAGAUAACACAUCCUUUCCGCCUGAACUGGCCGACUCUUUGACGAAUUCGUUGUUGAAUCAACCAUUGCCAAUGAAUUUGCAUCAUUCCGCAUUUCACACACCUGCCGCCGAAGUAAUAUCUCGAAAGGAACACCGCAACCAGCAACAUUCUGGCCCUUCUCCAACGACAGCGAUGGAUGGAUCUGUAGAUACCCAAGAACGCCUCGAAACCCGGCAUGUGUCGCAGCAACUGUAUACUCCGCAGGGACCGAGCAUUGCCAUUGGAAAGGUGGGCAUGGCAGAGAACAGCCUCAAUCACAGUGAUUACUGUGCCUCAGCCAUGACCCGCGGCAACGCUUUACAGGCAUGUUGUCCUGGUCACAAGCCGUCGAGCGAAGUCCAGGACGAGGAAGCAAAGCACGGCGGGGGAAAAGGUGCUAAGAGAAUGCGGAACUUCAUUUCAGUGUCUUCCAGAGCCAUAGAUGAGGAAGAUGAGACACGCAGACUCAGUCCUCGAGUGCGCUUGACGUCAUUUUUGGAGGGUCAAGCCUCAGCUGAUACGACACCGUAG
Messenger RNA from Metarhizium brunneum ARSEF 3297, 1698 nucleotides. RefSeq lists its product as uncharacterized. NCBI's taxonomy places the organism in Eukaryota, Fungi, Ascomycota, Sordariomycetes, Hypocreales, Clavicipitaceae. The record is from RefSeq and is a predicted model, not a curated record.